CGCAGUAUAAAUUCGCGGCGUGGAUGGAUGUGUGCAAAGGUAUUUUUUUCUUCUAAAAAUAUCAGUGGGGGGAGUGAGCUGCAACUGCAAGACUUAAUUUUUCCCUUCUACAUCUUCAAAUUGAACUUCCCAUUUUCUGUUCGGAAAGUUGCGGAGCUGGGACUCCAGCUGCAAUGGGUGAGGAAGGUGCGGUGUCGGAAAAGCUCGAGCCUGUGGGUAAUGGGAAAGUGGAGGUCGAUGAAAAGGACGAUGUUGGGGGAAAGACUGAGGCUGGAAAAGAUACGAAAUGGGAGCAGCCUGAUGGGGUGACAGAAAUGGAAGAAGAUAAACAGGAGGAAGAGAAAACCGAGGCUCAGAAAAUGGAUGUAGAUAAAGAAGAGGCCAACAGGGAGAAGGCAGAGAGUGAAAAGGUAACAAAAGAAGAAGGAAUUGAAAAAAAGGAGAAGCAAGAAGAGACUCAAGCGGAUGAAGAAAAGCAUGAAGCUGUCAAAGAUGAUGGAGGAAGGGAAGAAUUUAAGGAUGAAAAAAUGGAGGAAGAAGCUGAGGAGGAUAAGGGAAAAGUGACUGAGGAAAAGGUUGAGAAGGAGGAUGUAUCUAAAGAAGAGGAAGAUAAGCAAGAAGAGACUGAAGCUGAUGAGGAAAAGCAUGAAACUGUUAAAGAUGAUGGAGGAAAGGAAGAAGUUAGGGAUGAAAAAAUGGAGGAAGAAGCUGAGGAGGAUACGGGAAAAGUGACAGAGGAGGUAAAGGAAGCGAAAGGCUCGAGGAAGCGCCCUAGAUCGAAAACUGGUGGUCGGAGAGGGGACAAGACUACGAAAAAGGAACUUGCAGAGGUGGAAAAGGAACCUGAAAAGGCGGAGGAGCAGAUAACCCCAGCUCGGAAGAAGACAAAAGAACCUAAGUCCUCAGUAGGGAAAAGGGAAAUUGAGCCCAAAACGCCCUCGGCUUUUUCUAGUGAACGUCCUGUACGCGAAAGGAAAUCUGUAGAAAGGUUGGUUGCUACUAUUGAGAAGGACACCUCUAGGGAUUUUCGUAUUGUAAAGGGUCGUGGAACUGCGCUGAAAGAUAUUCCAAAUGUGGCGUAUAAGUUGUCAAGAAAGAAGACUGAAGAGACUUUCAAAAUGCUGCAUAUGAUACUUUUUGGUAGGAGAGGAAAGGCUGCUCAAGUGAAAAACAACAUUUCGAGAUUUUCAGGAUUUGUUUGGCAUGAUAAUGAGGAAAAGCAAAUGAACAGACUCAAAGAAAAACUUGACAAGUAUGUCAAGGAGAAACUUCUAGAGUUCUGUGAUGUCCUUGACGUUCCAAUUUCAAAGGCUAGUGCAAAGAAGGAGGAUAUCAUUGUAAAGCUGACGGAUUUUUUUAUGGAACCUCAUGCUACAACCUCUGAUUUGCUUGCUGAAAAAGAGCAGGGAGCAAAGAGAAAGAGGAGUAGCAAACCUGCCUCAAGGAGUACUACGCCAUCUAAAGGUUCAGUUAAGAGUCGAAAGAAAGUUGAGAGUGAUUCUAAAAAUCGUGGGGAGGCAAAGAGUGCUUCUCUCGAAUCAGAAGAUGAAUCUGAACAAGAUAAAGGUGAAGAUUUGAAUGGUGAUCAGGACGGAUCAAAAGAGAUGUCUGAUCAAGCUGCAAGCGAGGAGAUAGGAAGUGAAUCUGAAGAGGAAUCAGUUGAGGACAAAGGGAAGAAGAAAGCAGGUUCGGCAAAGUCUUCUAUUAAAAAAGGCUCUUCUGAGAAACCCGAAACAAAGAAAGUGACAAUCUCUAAGAAGACCAGCCCACCACCCAAGAAAUUACCAGCAAAAUCACCAGACCGCUCUAAAAGCAAUAGUGAUUCAAGUUCAAAGAAGUCUUCAGUUAAGAAGAAGGAUGAAACAGUGAAGAUAUCAUCAAUUCCAAAGAAGUUGCCAUCAAAUGACAGCCCUGGGAAGAAAGUUCUGAAAAUAAAACAGAAACCCAAGGAGGAGACACUAGAGCCAAGUGAUGAUGAUCUUAGAAACUCGAUCUGUAAGAUCCUCCAGAAGGUUGAUUUCAAUAAGGCUACAUUCACUGACAUUUUGAAGUUGCUUGCAACGGAGUUCGAUACCAAUCUGGCAGCAAGGAAAUCGACAGUAAAGCUGAUGAUUCAGGAAGAGCUAACAAAACUAGCAGAUGCGGAUGCCGCCGAUGAAAAGGAUGAAGGAAAUGCAGAGAAGGAUGAAAAAGCUCCUUCUGGUAAAGGUGUCAAGGCAACGUAGUGUACACUAACUGAAUAUCCUUUUUUCUGUAGUACUGUUGUAAUGUAUGAGUGUUACUGUUUAUCAAGAAAGGCAGCUGUAAUUUAUCAACGUUAGCUAGCAUUUUUAAUUGCUUACUCAGGUUCCUUAGUUGUUCAGAGUUAACUUGUCAAGUUUGUCAUGUAAACAUUGAUAAAUUCUCCCCCUUUCGAAUUCAGUAGGACAGAAAGAUGGCCAGCUUUUUUUUUUCAGAUUAUUUAUACUAGUAUCAUAUUCCUACUA
Molecule: messenger RNA, 2486 nt
Organism: Salvia splendens (bonfire salvia)
Lineage: Eukaryota; Viridiplantae; Streptophyta; Magnoliopsida; Lamiales; Lamiaceae
Product: protein DEK
Exons: 12
Coding region: 174-2225 (683 amino acids)
Biological process (GO): regulation of double-strand break repair; chromatin organization
Cellular component (GO): nucleus
Molecular function (GO): DNA binding; histone binding
Source: RefSeq, a predicted model, not a curated record